CAAGCGCGAGCUUGCUGCUGGAUCACUGGAUGCGCGUCGCGGCGUUAAACAUGACUGCUCUCAGUAAGUCCAUACCGCACAGCUGCUACGAGAUCGGGCACACAUGGGAUCCCUCAUGUAUUGCCUCCACACUGCAGGUGACAGCCGGUGCCCUGGAGGUCUCUUUCAAAAUAUAUGCUCCUCUGUAUCUGAUUGCAGCCAUCUUAAGACGACGGAAAAAGGAUUACUACAAGAAAAGGCUGGUUCCUGAGAUCCUGCAGUCCACGUCUUUCCUGACUGCAAAUGGGGGCCUCUACAUUGCAUUCUUCUGCAUUCUUCGGAGGUUGCUGGGACGUUUCUACUCCUGGUCAGCUGGUUUUGGUGCAGCACUGCCUGCCUCAUACAUCGCUAUACUAAUAGAGCGUAAAAGCAGGAGAGGACUUCUAACAAUUUAUAUGGCAAACCUGGCAACAGAGACAAUAUUUCGGAUGGCUGUCACUAGGGGUCUCGUUAAGCCUAUGAAACAUGGAGAGGUUCUUCUGUUCUGCCUGACUGCAUCUCUUUAUAUGUUUUUCUUCAGAUGUAAAGACGGACUGAAUGGCUUUGCGUUCUCUGCCUUAAAAUUUAUAGUUGGGAAGGAGGAGAUCCCGACACACUCUUGCCUCUCCGAGCAUACGCACGCACAAGGCUCAGAGAGAGCCGUGGUACCACUGGAGCAAAGACCAGAGCACACGCCUGUCUCUAGGGGGAGCUGCAUCAGAGCACUUACACGCAGACUGCUAGACUCAGUAUGCAAGCAUGGACCCAGACAUAGAUGUUGCAAACACUAUCAAGACAACUGCAUCUCCUACUGUGUUAAAGGUUUCAUCCGGAUGUUCAGUGUGGGUUAUCUCAUUCAGUGCUGUUUGAAGGUGCCAUCAGCAUUCAGACAUGUCUUCACCAAACCCUCUCGUCUGCUCUCGCUGCUCUACAACAAAGAGAACUUCCAGCUAGGAGCUUUCCUGGGAUCUUUUGUCAGUAUAUAUAAGGGCACAAGCUGUUUACUGAGAUGGAUGCGUAACCUGGAUGAUGAGCUUCACGCUCUUAUAGCAGGUUUUCUUGCCGGCAUCUCAAUGUUCUUCUACAAGAGCACCUCCAUCUCCAUGUACCUCUUCUCCAAACUAGUGGAGACACUGUAUUUCAAAGGGAUUGAGGCAGGCAGGUUUCCAUACUUCCCUGAGGCUGACACAAUAGUCUAUGCCAUCUCCACCGCCGUCUGUUUCCAAGCGGCUGUUAUGGAAGUGCAAACUCUGAGACCCUCAUACUGGAAGUUUCUUCUGCGGUUGACGAAGGGCAGGUUUGCUCUGAUGAACAGAAAAGUGCUUGAUACAUUUGGAACUGAGGCUUCCAGAAAUUUUGGUAACUUCACACCUAAACUGGACCCCAGAUAUGUGCUGUGUCCCAUGGACAUGGAUGUGCAGCUGGGCUGACGGACCUUGGGUUGCCAGUGAGAUGUCUUCCCAUAAACCAAGAAUGACAUGGCAAUCUCUCUCACGAUAUUGCACACACUUGCUCUCUAUUAUAUUCCCUUGCCCAGGAACUCUGUCAUUAAAUGAGAGGUGAAUGUGUGAAGGCAGUUAUAAGUUUACUUUAAUGAUGUGGAUAUAAAACAUUUUGUAAUGUAAUCACUGCAGGCAAGAUGUGUGCACAAUAUCAGCACUGGUUCAGUUGAAGAUAAUUUGAAGUUCAUAGGAAAAUAGUUGCUUGUUAUUUAAUAUAUCCUCAAGGGCACAAUGGUGACAGAGAAUGUGUUCACAAGAACUCAGAAAUUCCUGUAUGGUCCCUGCAUGGGAUCUGACCUGCAAUCUUUGUGUUUCAUAGUGUAUAGAGCAUUAACCAUUGGGCAUUGAGAACAAUUUUAUUGAAUGUUUUUUAAUCAGAUGUAUUGAAAUGUUCACACACUGCUGUUUACAACACAGCGUCGAGUACCUCAGAAGGUUAAACUGGGAUGCUUGAUUAUUGUUCGGUCAUUUUCAUUUCAAAUUCUGUCGUUUGGUUCGCAAAAUAGAGCAAAUCUGAAAUGAACUUUCUGUAUCUGCCAUAGUCACGGUAUGCGGGUUAAGCCAUCUAAAAAAAAAAAAAAAAAAAGGAUCUUACUGACAUCAGGGUUGUAUUCGAGCUCUUCUUUAUACUCAGUGUGGUCUUUGUCCUUACAGAUAGAAAUAUAUUGAGACAUUCUCUACAUCAGAAGUAGAGGUGUGAAAGUUAUUAGGGCGAAACACUUAUAGCCUACCCUUUUUUUUUGUUUUGUUUGGCAAUUAUUUGAAUGGACUUUCUUUUUCAGUAGCAGAACUUUUUUUAUUUUAUUUUUAUUAGCAAUAACAAUAAUACUUAAAAAGUAAAAUCUGACAAUAUUAUCAGAGUAUUGCUGUGUAUUUGAAACUGUAAUUUAUGUAAAAAAAGCCUUAUGUCUUUGGUGUUUGUAUAAAGGCAAAAGCUUUAUAUAAAAAUAA
Messenger RNA from Myxocyprinus asiaticus (Chinese sucker), 2471 nucleotides. Its product is annotated as transmembrane protein 135-like. The record is from RefSeq and is a predicted model, not a curated record. The transcript has 15 exons. NCBI's taxonomy places the organism in Eukaryota, Metazoa, Chordata, Actinopteri, Cypriniformes, Catostomidae. The coding region runs from base 30 to 1448 and encodes 472 amino acids.